This is a messenger RNA of Selaginella moellendorffii, 460 nucleotides long. RefSeq names its product 60S ribosomal protein L37-3. The transcript has 4 exons. NCBI's taxonomy places the organism in Eukaryota, Viridiplantae, Streptophyta, Lycopodiopsida, Selaginellales, Selaginellaceae. Gene Ontology annotation, biological process: translation. Gene Ontology annotation, cellular component: cytosolic large ribosomal subunit; ribosome. Gene Ontology annotation, molecular function: RNA binding; structural constituent of ribosome. The record is from RefSeq and is a predicted model, not a curated record. Bases 77 to 361 code for a protein of 94 amino acids.
CUAAAACACGCAGAGCUCCCUUUACUACCGUCGGAUAUAGGGUUAGGGUUUUAGGGUUUGUGGGCGGCUCGCGGCUAUGGGCAAGGGAACCGGGAGCUUCGGCAAGCGCCGGAACAAAUCGCACACGCUCUGCCGCCGCUGCGGCCGGCGCAGCUUCCACAUCCAGAAGGCCAGAUGCGCGGCGUGCGCCUACCCUGCCAAGCGCAUCCGAAAAUAUAACUGGAGCGAGAAGGCGAUCCGGCGCAAGACCACUGGAACCGGGCGGAUGAGGUACCUGCGCCAUCUCCCCAGGCGAUUCAAGAGCAACUUCAGAGAAGGAGAGCCUCUCCAGAAGAAAGCUCCAGCGUCCGCGGCCACAUAGAGAAGCGCUCGAGCACCCAUGAAUCGAUCAAGCAGGCAUUUUGGUUACAUCUGAGAUUUCUUUCUAGGUGCCAAACACUAAGAAAAACUUUUUUCUCUA